AUGUCUCCCCCUCAAACAGACUACUAUCAAAUCCUCAGUCUACCCUACACAUCCUCAUCCGCCGAUCUCUCCAAGCAAGAAAUCAAAAUCGCCUACCACAAGGCCCUCCUCAAGAACCACCCGGAUAAAGCCCGCGCCGUCGCACGCGAUACCGACCUCGAUGGGUCUAUCUCUGGCAUGACCAUCUCUUCCACCAGACCCGUCAACAAGGCCUCCGGUCACCGGAUCUACACCAUUGACGAAAUCACCACCGCAUACAAGACCCUCUCCGACUCCACGCUCCGCGCUGAAUAUGAUCGUGCCCUACGACUGGAUCGAUUGAAAGCUGCAGAGCGGGAGAAAACAGGGGAUGUCUUUCACACGGGACUUGAGAUUGUUGAUUUGGAGGAUCUGGAACUAGAGAAGGAGGCGGAUCAUGGUGAAAUUGUUGUGGGCUGUCGUGGAUGCAGUCUAUGGUUGAAAGUGCUGUUUGCGGUUGAGGAUGAUGGAUGA
Molecule: messenger RNA, 492 nt
Organism: Penicillium oxalicum
Lineage: Eukaryota; Fungi; Ascomycota; Eurotiomycetes; Eurotiales; Aspergillaceae
Product: Diphthamide biosynthesis protein 4
Exons: 2
Coding region: 1-492 (163 amino acids)
Biological process (GO): protein histidyl modification to diphthamide
Molecular function (GO): metal ion binding
Source: RefSeq, a predicted model, not a curated record